Messenger RNA from Arachis duranensis, 654 nucleotides. RefSeq lists its product as uncharacterized. The transcript is spliced from 5 exons. Bases 1 to 654 code for a protein of 217 amino acids. Lineage: Eukaryota; Viridiplantae; Streptophyta; Magnoliopsida; Fabales; Fabaceae. The record is from RefSeq and is a predicted model, not a curated record.
AUGAAUUCGUUUGACGAAUACAUUGACAGGAUGUUUGCUACUUUUAAUGCUGAAAAGCGCACAAGACGAAAGACUACUGGGUUUUGGGAUGUUGAUUUCAUAGAUUCUGAUGGAAUAGUCAAGCAAACCAAAAUGAGUGUGAAGGGUGCUAUGGAGCGGUCUCUUAAUGAUAGUAAAAUCAUACUGAGGUUCAAUGAGAAACUACAAGCAGUCGGAGAUAGAGCUGGCCUGCUGAGUGGCAUUCUAGGAGCGUGGGUUCUGAUUACAGCAAAUUUUCUAUCUGUAAUAAAAGUUGGGCAAAGUUGGACAUUGUCGUUGCAGGAGAUGUUCCACUUUCAAGAAGAUAGCGGUGGUAGAAUCAAGAAAACAUUUUUGCAACAAAUAGGGAGGUCCUGGAAGGAUACAAGAGGGAGGCUAUAUGACUCGCAUUACAAACCAACAAGGACACUUGAGCAGAAUCUUGAUAACCGCCUGGCAAGAAUUCCUAGAGAGCAUUGGAGGUGGUUUAUUGAUUACCGUAAUAAUCCUGCAACAAAAGCGAAGUGCAAGAAAAACACGCUGAAUCGAAAGAAGCAGUUUUACACGUAUACUGACGAUUCUAAAAGUUUGGCUAAGGCAAGGAAAGAAGAGAAAAAAAUAUCUGAGAUUGAGUAG